AUGGCAACUGUGUCUACGCCGCCCCGGGCCGCUAAUGACCCAAGAGAGAUGCUGACCUUGGCGGCGGCUCCAUGCCCUCCGAUGUCCGCCCCAGCUGGGCCCCAAUUUCCCGUGGACCCGGUCCUCAAAAUCCAAGGGCCAGGGAGCUCACAGCCUGCCCUGACCCCAUUUCAGGCUGCACAGCCGAUGCCGAGAGUCUUGGCAACGCAGUGCACCCAAGCGCCAACAUUUUCUGGAGCGCCACCACACAUCGCCACGGCGCAACUCCCGGGACCAGGACCCCUGCCAUCACCUCAGCUCUGCCCAACACCGGUACUACCUUACCGACCUAUCCCUGCGACCUCGGCAGCGCUUUGGGCAUCUGGCGCCCUGCCGGCCCAGAUACCCCGGCAAGUUCCUGCUCCCAGCUCAACGGAUCCGCCGGUGUCGAAGGCAACUCCUUCCCUCUCAGCCCUGGCUUCCCCACAAGAGUCCUAUGCGGUGCAGGCCUGUGGCUCCUUCAAGAUCGUGCCGCGAUCGGGCCGAUCUUCAGUUGCCGCGCCGAUGUCUCCAGUGCCAGAGGACGGAGAGGCAGAAGGACCUCGUUUGCUGGAUGCACCAAAGCCUGACGAGCAGCCUCCUGCCGUGCUGAGACCUGCGCCUGCCGUGGCCUUGGGAACCGACGCCUUCGCUUCGCAGGUCCAGGCCGACUCUGUGCGAAGCGCUGGAGCGCCCCUGAUGUCAGCUUUCUCCGCAGCACUGCCGGCUGCCACACCACAGGCGCGCCCUGCAGCGAUCUGUCCCGCGACACCGUGGACUCUAUCGCAGGCCGAGCUGCAGAUGAGUCCGAAAGAGCCGCUGCCGUCGCCCUGCAUGGCGCCCUGCUCUACAUCACCGGUCUUCCCGCAGCCGCAGGCUGAAAUGCUGCUCAGCCCCCGGACACCAUGGCAGCUGCCUCUGUCGGCGCCGAUCUCCACGCCUAGCCGCUGCUUAGAGGUCGAGUCGGUGCCCAACGCGACUACGACCCCAUCAACACCGAACCCCUUUCUGCAGGUCAUGUUUCCGACCGGGGCUGGCGGUCAGAACAUUCCGGCCGCCUCCUUGGACUUGGCCUCGUCACUACCGGCCGUCUCGCCCUGCGCGAGCUCCGCUGGGGAACCCUUACCGCGACAGGCUUCCAGGAGCUCGCAGCCACGCCAGCUCGUUUCGCGGAUGUCAUCAUCGCCUUUGGUUCCACCUGCCUUGUCGCAGCCGGCUCCGCCGGUCUCAUCUGCAAUGGACUUCCAGCUGCCGCCGCUUCCAGACUUCCCUUGGCUUGAUCCCAAUGCGACUUUGCAGCUGGAUGUGGAUGAUGAACCGCCGGAGAGACCCGAAAAAGCCACUCGAGGCAUGGCGGAUGAAGAGACCAUCGAGCGAUGCAGAGCCCUCUAUGCUUCGAAGCUGGAUGAGCAGCUGCUGCAAGGGACCAGGUGGCUGGAGCAGCAGACCGCCGAUCGCAAGGCGCAACUGCGGCGAGAUGCAGCGAUUCGUCGCCAGCAGUACGAGCAAGAGGUGGACAGCACCCUGCUGGAAGAAGUUCGCGUGGUAGUCGAACGCUGCCAUGACAGGCUUACCGAGCUGCAGGGGGAAGCCGUUCGGCAGCGGCAGCGCCUCGAAUCCGAGGCCACGUCGCUCUUGAAUGAGUCGCGGCGAUACUACCACUUCAAGGCAGAGGCGCAGAGGCUGCUGUCCACCAGCGGCCACAGCCGUCCCCUGGAGGAAGUGCCCGCGGCCAUGUCCCCAUGGAGGCCCUGGCCAGAAGAUGCGCCAGGCGGAGGGCCGAGGCAGCCAAAGCUUCAGGCGAAGCCCUUUGCACCCUUGCCCCAACCAGAGCCGGUGAACUUCUUGGAAGCGCUGAAGUCGAUGGGCCCAGUCUUCACAGGCAGCCCGAGCUCAAGCGGUCGACCAUACCCGCCGCCCUCGCCAGCAUUGCCUUUCUUAGAUCGCACGCUGAGCAAUGCCAGGCCUGAUAUCAGGACGGCGCAGGAAAUGGUCAACCAAGCGAUUCAGACAGCGGCCUCUAGCCCAGGAGGCCGUUCGCCCACAGUGCCGCUGGAAGACAUCAGCCACCUGUGGGCUCCGCCACAAACACCGCCAGCUCCCUCGGCGCCACAUGUCGUCGGCCAGUCCGUGCUCCGGCCGAUGCCCACACGCUCACCUUUGGCACAAAGCUUUCCAGGUGAGACCACAAGUGCUCUUGCAGCAACGCAGUGGCCGCUCCCCACCCGAGAGACGACCACUGUGACGCAGUGGGGGCCAGCCCCUCCGCGAGCGAUCAGUGGGCAGUUUCCAGUCCUGCCAACAGCUUUGGCAAGUCAUCCGCCGACAACGCUGGCUAGUCACCCGCAGCCAGGCCCGGUUGGAUAUGCGCCCGUGCGUCCUGGAGGUCCAGAGAACGGAAGCCCCAAGUCGGAUGUAGUGACGUCCAUCUGA
Molecule: messenger RNA, 2451 nt
Organism: Symbiodinium sp. CCMP2456
Lineage: Eukaryota; Dinophyceae; Suessiales; Symbiodiniaceae
Source: the annotation of a GenBank genome assembly